Sebastes umbrosus (honeycomb rockfish) is the source of this 4877-nucleotide messenger RNA. It is a transcript of the gene flrt1b, whose product is annotated as fibronectin leucine rich transmembrane protein 1b. Gene Ontology annotation, molecular function: protein binding. Lineage: Eukaryota; Metazoa; Chordata; Actinopteri; Perciformes; Sebastidae. The record is from RefSeq and is a predicted model, not a curated record.
ACAACACUGCGCGCAGGCUCAGCGCGAGACGAAGAAGAAGAGGAUAGAACGUGGAGGAGGAGGAUAGAACGAUAGAACGUGGUGGAUAGAACGAUAGAACGUGGUGGAUAGAACGUUAGAACGUGGAGCAGGAUAGAACGAUAGAACGUGGAGGAUAGAACGAUAGAACGUGGAGGAUAGAACGAUAGAACGUGCGUGCGCUGGAGCUGGAGGCGACACCUGUCACCCUGGUUACUAAACACAGUCAGUCGGUUUGUUUCAGAGGCGUCCUGAAGACUUGCGGGAUAAAUAGUCGCACCUUUUUUGCGCUCAGGGAGAGACACGGAGACCGGGGAGCUAAAAGACGCUGGAGAGGAAAAACGGGACUUUAUCAGAGUAGAGUGAACCAACAGGACAGGGAGGGAGAUAAACUAGUGCACAUCGCGGAGCUCCGGUUGCGGGCAGACCGAGCAUCCUCUCCUCCUCCUCCCGGUCACUCCGUCACUCCGUCCGGAUAGAGAGAGAGAGAGAGAGAGAGAGAGAGAGAGAGAGAGGCUGCAGCUGCCUUAACGGGACUUAACGGACCUCGCGUUCAUAUCUAUCAAGUUGAGAGGAUGAUUUGACACCUUGCAGGAGAGAGAGAGGCUGGAAAAAUGGAUAACAGAGGUCGGUGCUCACCGACACUCAAACCAGCUGUUCCUGCUGAAGCAAACACCAGCGACGUCUACCUUGAGGAUACUAGACGGCGGUGCAUUUCUGCUAACCUGUGGGGGAACUUUUCACACCGAGCACGUGACCGGCCAUCACAGGGCCGCUCAGAGCGGGACUACAUACAGCACACACGCGGUUCACCGGGCUUCGCUGCCUCUGAAGAUCAUCUGUGUGAACUGAAAAGGAAGCGAUUAAACAUUUAACAGAGGAGAGAGUGAGGCGGAAACUGAGAGGGAAGGAGAAAGAACUCUUACAGCCUGCUGUACUCUGCACUGGGCCAAACUGUCCCUCACAGUCUCAAACAUACUCAUUACCAUCACUGAACUGUGAAAUUUCUGUUGUAAUAUAUGUUGUAAUACAACCUACUAACCAUAAGGGACUCUCUUUGCUGGAUUUUUCUGAGCUGUGGAAAAUCCCACUUAUUCUCUCGUCGCCGGCUCAUUAAUUAAAACCACUACCUCUUUGUUCAGAGCAAGUGUAACACGGCGCUGUACUAUUUUUGCAUGACCCACUGCUUGCAUGAGUAUCCAGGAUUGCUUUUGACUUCCAAGAAGGACCCUGAGCCCUCAACCAUCUUCUGACUGUCUGCCAACUGUAGCAUUUGGGUGUGGAGCGCGUGGUUUCAGAAUUAGGCCUCCUGGACGCUUGCUGCAAGAUGACUUGAGUUGGCAGGCCUAAAAGCCCCUUACCCCAUGAGAGAGAGAGAGCUUGGCAGUAGGACAACACACACACACAACACACAAAUGUGGGCGCCGACGGCGGAUUUGAGGCCAUGCUGGUGUUGCUACUUGCGCAGCACUGGAGUACAGGCCUAUCAACCAUCCCUAUCAUCAUUCACCCAAGCUGAGGAAGAUUCAACGGCCCCGAGGAGCGAGGCUACACUUGUGAACGACUCAAAGAAGACCCACGGAGACCCACAGCUACGUCCUCAAUCACACACACACACAGACACACUUUAAUACUCUCUCCACAAAUCCUUGAUACAGGAAAAACAAAGCUGCGGCGGACGUGAAAGGCACAGAGACCGAGCAGGAGCUGUGCACCAACAUGGCAGCUGAGAGUCUUGCUGAGCUCCGCGACUGGCUCUUUCUGCUCCUCCUGUGCCUCACCUUAUUGGCUGAGGUGCUGGAACUGGCGGCAGCGGCAAUUGCCAUGGAGACGGGCGAGGGAGAUGAGGGCAUUGUUUGUCCCUCAGUGUGCCGCUGUGACGAGGGUUUUGUCUACUGCAACGACCGUGGUCUCAGUAUAAUUCCUCCCCUACCGUUAAUGGCUGCCAUCCUCUACUUGCAGAGCAACCGGCUGAGUAACGCUGGCCUGCCUCCCUCGCUGGAACGCAGCACGUCCAUACGAGUGAUUUACCUGUAUGCCAACCAGUUGGAUGAAUUCCCUAUACACCUGCCGCCUUCGUUACGGGAGCUCCAUUUGCAGGAUAAUAAUAUACGAACGUUACCGAGAUCAGCUCUGGCCAAGUUACCGUUACUAGAACGUUUGCACCUGGAUGAUAACUCUAUAUCCACAGUUAGCAUCCAGGAGCGAGCUUUUUCUGGGACUCCACGGCUUCGACUGCUGUUUCUGUCUCGGAACCACCUGUCAAGCAUCCCUGCGGGCUUGCCAGCAUCCUUGGAAGAGUUGCGACUGGACGACAAUAGAAUCAGCACCAUCCCCACACAUGCCUUCCGCGGGCUCUCCUCCCUGCGCCGCUUGGUCCUGGAUGGGAACCUGUUGGCCAACACGCGCAUUGCAGAUGACACCUUUACCCGUCUCUCCAACCUGACUGAGCUGUCACUUGUCAGGAACGCCCUGCAGUCUCCGCCAGUCUACCUGCCUUCUGCUCACCUCGUGCGACUCCAUUUGCAAGACAACGGGAUGACUCACAUACCACGGGGGGCGCUGGACGGGAUGCGGCGACUACAGAGGCUGGACCUGUCAGGAAACAAUCUGACCACUCUCCCACGAGGACUUCUGAAGGACACAGAAAGCCUGGAGCUGCUACUGCUGCGAGGAAACCCCUGGUACUGCGGCUGCAACCUUCGCUGGCUCCACGCAUGGCUGCACAGCCGGGGGGCGGCGGUGACAGUCAGAGGUCUGACCUGUCAGGGGCCCGAGCCUGUAAGGGGCCAAGCCCUCAGAGAACUAUCCUCCCUGAUGGAGCAGUGUGAAGGUCCCCCUCCUGGUCCCAGUACAGGAAUGGGGGUGAACCCGGCAGAAAGAGAUGGAGGAGGUGAAGAUGGUAUUGGAGGGGGCCAAGCAGUGGCUUGUCCCCAUGGCAGCACCACCACUGCCUCUCUGCUGGUCCCAACACAAGGCUCCCUCUUCACCCUGCGAGCCAAGCCAAGGCCGGGCCUUGUUAUGCCUCUACCUCCCGGUGAAGGGGGGCAGGUAUCUGGAGAGGCCCUGGAGCUGACUGUAAAACCUCUCUCUUCGGACAGUGUACUGGUGAGCUGGCUGUGCCCUGAGCCGGCACCCUCUUUCCGCCUGUCGUGGCUGAGGUUGGGUAGCAGCGCAGCUCUUGGUUCGAUAACAGAGACUCUGGUACCUGGAGAGAGGAGGCAGUACCUCCUCACCCAGCUCACCCCUCGCUCCCAUUACCUCAUCUGUCUACUGCCACUACGACAGGAAUCCCCUUUUGGGGGUUCCAGCAUGGGUUCAUCUCGAGUCGGCAGCAUGGACACGGACAGUAAAGACUCGGCCCCGUCCUGCGCUCAGAUAGAGACUGGAGAGGCUCUGGUCAGCGGGGGGGGGUCGGAUAAAGAGGGACAGGACUCAGAACUAACAGUCCUGCCAUUGGCUGGGAUCAGGGGUGCCACAGCGUUAGUAAGCCUGCUGUUAAUCUUUGGCAUCUUCUGCUGGUAUGGACAGAGAACAAGUUACGUGUCUGGGGACACAGGCACGUACAGCAGGGGCCGGGGGGGAAAAACUUACGAUGACUAUGUAGAGUCCGGCACCAAGAAAGACACUUCCAUCUUAGAGAUCAGGGCCCCUCCGGCAGGGUUUCAGAUGACAGCUAUGGCCCACCAGCCCCUGCAGCCUAAGCUGGAGGAUGUCACCUACAUCCACAAUUUUCCCUCUUCUUCCUCUUCCUCCCAACCUAACGGGACCUACCGGAGCACCCACGGAGCCGGCAGCCUCAACGGCACCAUCCUCAGCCAAACCAGCCACCAUCACGUCACUUACGGUACCAACCGUGGCUACAGAGAGGGUGGCAUCCCCGACAUAGAUUAUGCCUACACGUGAUGAUACAGGGACACGCUCCCUGAGCCACGAACGCCAAGCGCCAUUUCUGUGAUGACGACCCCUUGGCUUGUGGCCAUUUUGUCCUUGGUUUUCCAAAGUACCCUCUGUGCCUCUGCUGGUUCAAUUCUUGAUUGGUUUGCUAAGUAGAAAAGACUGCUACUGUUGAUUGGACAUUGCUAAUUGAGUGACAGAAGUCCUACUAUACUCUACUACUGUAUACUACAUUAUACAGCAGGUCCUUCUUCAGCGCUAGCUUAUAGUUUAUAAUGGUUUUCUCUUUUGGAUAUCUCAGUGUCUUUCAAACCUACUGUUCUCUUCAGCUUCAUAAUAAUACACAGUAACUUAUUUGAGGUGAUAUACUAGGCUUAGCUGAUUUAGCAGGAGAUAUAUUUAUAAUAUGAGGAAAAGGCACUUGAUGUGUAUAGAGAUAGUCUCUCGUAUCUCCUACCAACUGUAAGCUCUGUGCUGUAUAGAUAAAAGGGAUGACAGAGGAGAAAUCAAUGGUUGUUAUAACCCACAGAUGACAAUGCAUCAUGGUUGACAUGAAAAGAUGUGUUCCUAGCCCCUCCUUUUCCUCUAGUUUACUCCCUCCUUUUUAAUUUUUCCUCCUUUCAGCCUCUUUUCUUUUUUUUUGGCUGAGGGCUCUCUUUCCUUUUAUUCUCGGCUCUUGUCUUUUGUGGUGCCGUGAGCAGAGGACGACUUUGUUCUCGCCAAGGGAGCUGACAGCAGUGAUAACAGUUCUGACAGAGACGGGAGACACAAACCACAGCAUGGGGGAGACUAAUGAGAGGGAGAGAGAGAGCGAGAGUGUGUUGUGCGGGGUGAUGGAUAUAAUGGAAUGGUUAGAACAGAAAAUAAGACAGGAGAGAGAGGGAGAGUGGGGUGCUGUUUUUGGGGAUGGAAGGCCACAGAGGAGGUGUGUUGGCUUAAGGCAGAGAGCGAGGACAGAAAAA